Molecule: messenger RNA, 1317 nt
Organism: Didymodactylos carnosus
Lineage: Eukaryota; Metazoa; Rotifera; Eurotatoria; Philodinida; Philodinidae
Source: the annotation of a GenBank genome assembly
AUGUCUUCUUCGAGCAAUAGUAUUCAACCUCAAUCUGAUCGUUUGAUUCGUAAACGAGCUCAGGACUAUUUCUCAUCUAAUAAAAUAGUGACGAAACUUGAGGAUGUACUCAAUGAAAUGUUUUAUGAUCAACCAGAUGAUUAUAAUGGCUACCUGGCCAAUUAUUUCUUGUCACAAAGUAGAAAUCCGAUAAUUAAUGAUUUCUUAGCAAGUAGAUCAGUGAAUAAACUAGGUGAAUUAGCUCUACAAUUAGAAACAGUUAUUCAGUUAAGGAACAAAUCACAAUGUUGCAAAGGCGUUACGAUAACUGUUCCCCUAAUCAGUCAUGAUCAAAGUACUUCGACAACAACUGUAGGAACAACAUCAACAACGAUAAUCACACCGAAAGAAGAAGAUAAUCGGCGUCGACAAUCAGAAUAUGACGCGGCUUUAAUACAUUUAGAAAAAAUAUCGCAAAUUUUAAGAGAUGCUAAUCUGAAUGAUCAACGAUCAAUUGACGAACAAUUAUCGAAAUAUUUGAAAGAUGAAAUAGCAAUUGAAACACGACGUCAAAAAGAACAGCAAUCAACGACAAAUACUGAAGUUGAAAAUACACAGAAUGAUCCUGAUGCUGAACAACGACUAAAAGUAAAUGAACCAAAAUCCAAACAACGUGCGAUUAGCCCAAAAGAGGAAAAAACGCCAAAGUCAGGACCUGCCAAGAAACCUGCGACGAAAACAGAUACAGUUGAAUUUGUUUUGGAUGAUCCAAAAUCUAUAACAUUUCCAGGACAAUUCAUCAUUACAGCUAUUUCAUUAGCAACAUGUUUAGCAGCAAAUAAAAUACAGCAAACAUCUCUAUUUUAUACUAUAUCGAAAUUUGUUGAUAAUGAUGAAAAUCGUUCCUAUUCGUUACCAAUUCCAUGUAUUCCAAUUUUACAAAGUGGUCAAUCGUAUCCUGGUAAACAAUCAAUUGUUAAACAAUACAUGCUUCUACCGACACCAACGUUAAUGACAACAGAUAAUUGGUUGGAUAAAGUUUAUCUGGUUGCACAAAAUUUACGUGAAAAUUUAAUAACAGCAAAGGGUGGAUCAGUAUAUAAACCUGAACAAGGAAUUGAAUUAAUCCAAACAACAUUAUCAACAUUAUUUGGUCAAGAACAUUUAUUUGAUUUAGGUCUGAAUUUUGCUGCACAUGAAAUAUUCGAUUAUAGUAAAAGUAAAAAGAAAGAUGAACAGAACACUAUUCGUUCACCUAAAAAUAAACUAAAAUUAAAAAAACAGAAUAAAAAAUCGAAAUUGAAAGUAUCACGAUCAACACAAUCAUCUUUGUCAUGA